This is a messenger RNA of Adelges cooleyi (spruce gall adelgid), 2909 nucleotides long. RefSeq names its product cullin-1 (gene Cul1). The coding region runs from base 371 to 2698 and encodes 775 amino acids. The record is from RefSeq and is a predicted model, not a curated record. Gene Ontology annotation, cellular component: SCF ubiquitin ligase complex. Gene Ontology annotation, biological process: protein ubiquitination; SCF-dependent proteasomal ubiquitin-dependent protein catabolic process. NCBI's taxonomy places the organism in Eukaryota, Metazoa, Arthropoda, Insecta, Hemiptera, Adelgidae. The transcript is spliced from 2 exons. Gene Ontology annotation, molecular function: ubiquitin protein ligase binding.
AGUUUCUCCAAAAACAAAAAACUUUUCCUAUCAAACCCAUUGUUCGAGAAUUAUUUUUCAGAAAUUUUGUAUAAAUACAUUUUUCCCGUUGUGUAAAUUAAACGUAUAUUAGUUUUGCAAAAUUAACGUCUGAAACGGUGAAUCAGACGAAAAUUGCUAUCGAAUCAAUAACGCUUGCCCCCUUUUGUUUGUAAAUAUACAAUAUUAUUAUCAAUCGAUUGGGUAAGUGAGAUCUUUGUUAUGAACUACUGACGUUUUGCGAUUCUUGGAGACAAGGUUUCGUAGAGAAAACCUACUCACUUUUGUGAUAUUAUAGACCUAGUAAAAUAAAUUUAUACAUAAAGAAUACAAAAAAAGAUUCGGCUGCGAUAUGUCAAGUCGGCGCGACGGUAUGUCGUCAAAACAAAUUUAUGAUCUCGACACCAUAUGGGGAGAUUUGAAGAACGGAAUUGAGCAUGUCUACAAUCGACAGUCCAUGCCCAAGCCUCGAUAUAUGGAACUGUACACUCAUGUAUACAAUUACUGUACCAGCGUACAUUUAAAUCCCAACAAAAACACAACCGUACAAGGUAACCGUUCUAAAAAAAGUAAUUCAAAUUCAACAGCCCAGGUCGGUGGAGCUCAACUGGUUGGUCUUGAAUUGUAUCGUAGGAUCAAAGAUUUUUUGCGACAUUAUUUAAUAGAUUUAAUAAGCCGUGGCGCAAAUUUUAUGGACGAGGAUGUACUUGCUUUCUAUACUCGAGAAUGGGAAGAUUAUCGUUUUAGUUCAAAAGUGCUUAAUGGUGUUUGUUCGUAUCUAAAUCGGCACUGGGUACGCAGAGAAUGUGAAGAAGGACGUAAAGGAAUUUAUGAAAUUUAUCAAUUAGCUUUGGUAGCAUGGCGGGAUUGUCUAUUCCAACAAUUACAUAAAAGAGUUACUAAUGCUGUUUUAAAAUUAAUUGAACGUGAACGAAAUGGAGAAUCUAUAAACACACGUUUAGUUAGUGGCGUUAUAAAUUGUUAUGUUGAACUUGGUUUGAAUGAAGAGGAACCUUCCAUAAAAGGCCAAAGUUUGACUAUCUAUAAAGAAUCUUUUGAAAAAACAUUUUUGGAAGAAACAAAAUGUUUUUAUAUCAAAGAAAGUGAUCAGUUUUUGGCCAAUAACACAGUUACAGAAUAUAUGAAAAAAGCAGAACAGCGUUUGCAAGAAGAACAAAAAAGAGUUAGAGAUUAUUUGCAUGAAACCACAUUAGUAGGACUUGCAGAUACUUGUGAAAAAGUAUUAAUUCGUAAACACAUGGAAAUUUUCCAUGCAGAAUUUCAAAAUCUUUUAAACUUUGAAAAAAAUGAAGAUCUCGGUCGUAUGUACCAAUUAGUUUCUCGGAUACAAGAUGGUCUUGGAGAAUUAAAAAAUAUAUUGGAAUGUCACAUAUUGGCUCAAGGUCAGACUGCAAUUGAGAAAUGUGGCGAUGCAGCUUUUAAUGAUCCAAAAACAUACGUGAGCGUUAUCCUUGAUGUACAUAAAAAGUACAAUGCAUUAGUUGCUCUAUCGUUCAACAAUGAUUCAGGCUUUGUAGCCGCUUUAGACAAAGCCUGUGGUGGAUUCAUUAACAACAAUUUAGUAACUAGACAAUAUAACUCCAGUUCCAAAAGUCCAGAGAUGUUAGCCAAAUUUUGUGAUUUGCUGUUGAAGAAAUCCAGUAAAAAUCCUGAAGAAGCAGAACUUGAAGAUACAUUGAAUCAGGUGAUGAUUAUGUUUAAGUACAUCGAAGAUAAAGACGUAUUCCAAAAGUUUUAUAGCAAAAUGUUAGCCAAACGUUUAGUUCAACAUAUGUCAGCUAGUGAUGAUGCUGAAGCGUCUAUGAUAUCUAAACUAAAACAAGCUUGUGGGUUUGAGUAUACUUCUAAACUUCAACGUAUGUUCCAAGAUAUUGGAGUUUCUAAAGACUUAAAUGAAGCUUUUAGAAAACAUGUAACCACCUCAAACAUGCCUCAUGAUAUCGACUUCAGUAUACAAGUUCUGUCGUCCGGCUCAUGGCCAUUUCAGUACCUUCUCACUUUUUCUCUGCCAUCUGAAUUGGAGCGUUCUGUUCAAAGAUUCACCCAGUUUUACAGUGGCCAGCAUUCAGGCCGUAAACUCAACUGGUUGUAUAACAUGUCGAAAGGGGAAUUAGUCACAAACUGUUUCAAAAAUCGCUACACACUACAAGCAUCAACUUUCCAAAUGGCUGUUUUAUUGCAAUAUAACCUACAAGAAUCGUGGACCAUUAACCAACUAUCUGAAUCAACACAAUUAAAAUUGGACUAUUUAAUACAAGUCUUGCAGAUUUUAUUGAAGGCUAAAUUAUUAAUGUGUGAAGAUGAUGAUAUGUGUUUGCAAGGCAAUUCUGUUGUAAGUCUGUAUACUGGUUACAAAAACAAAAAACUUCGUGUAAAUAUCAAUGUACCAAUGAAACAGGAAAUAAAACUGGAACAAGAAAGCACUCACAAGCAUAUCGAGGAAGACAGAAAAAUGUUGAUCCAGGCAGCUAUUGUGAGGAUAAUGAAAAUGCGUAAAGUAAUGAAACACCAACAGCUAACUGCUGAAGUAUUGACACAACUAUCAUCAAGAUUUAAGCCUAGAGUAAAUGUGAUCAAAAAAUGUAUAGACAUCCUUAUUGAGAAAGAGUAUCUAGAGAGAACUGAGGGACAGAAAGAUUCGUAUAGUUACUUGGCUUAAGCAACCACUCAUUUGGAAUUUCUAUUUACAAAUAUUUUGUAUUAUGUUACAGAUUUUACUAAUAUUUUUUAUUCAUAAGUGUAAAAUAAAAAAAAAACUCUUUAAAGUAAUGUCUUCGACUUUAUUGAUUAUUAUUAAAAAUGUAAAGAGCAAAUAUUUAUUUAUUUCUUUAAAAACAUUGAAAUAAUAUUAUAUAAGUUAAUGUUAUUGA